Messenger RNA from Symbiodinium sp. CCMP2456, 4197 nucleotides. The record is from the annotation of a GenBank genome assembly. NCBI's taxonomy places the organism in Eukaryota, Dinophyceae, Suessiales, Symbiodiniaceae.
AUGAGUGACAGGGGUUCUGAGCUCCGAACGCUUCGCCAGGAAAUCACUGCUGUCCGAGUUUGGCUAGAAAGGCUCGAGGCCCGAGUAUCUGCCCUGGAAGAGGUGGAGUUAAUCUCUCCCGGGGUGCCUCAGAUACUCCAUCGCAUCCUCGGCCCGGUGAGCCAUCUUCUUCCCCUUCGCCUGGUUCAGGAGGUGGCUGAGAGCGUGGGGCGCUUCUUGCGCCGAGCAUUAGACGGGGCCUACCGAGGCUCUUCUGGACGGGAUCAGUUGAGUGCCAAGGCUUUGUGCAUCCGAGUCCCUGAUAAGGGGCAAAGCAUCUUUGUGGGCUUACCGAGCCAGACUGAGGGAGCCGCUAUCCCGGUUAGCACUCCUGCCUUCCAGAGGCUCCGGGAUUACAUUUUGGAAGGUCGAGAGGCUCAGAUUGGGGAGUUGCGUAUUUCUUCUUCCGAGGGUCCGGAGGUCUCUUGUCAGAUUGUCGUAGUUGGGGAGUUCGAAGGGCAGUUCUUGGUGCUUGCAUCUUCAGAAGAGGACCCCUCCGAGCCACACCGCACUUGGCGGAUGAAGGAUUCCGUGGACUUCGCCCUCGAGGGCGAGCUGCCAUUCCUCACGGCUGUGGAGGACCUAGCCGAGGAAGGUGGCAGCGAGACUCAAGAUGGUGCCGGGGACCAGGGAUUGGAGCAGAGGCUUCGCGACAACUUCAGACGAGUGGUAGAUGCUGCUCGCGCUGCGGGGAUUCCAGAAAGUCAGCUCGCCAAGAUGUCCCAGAUGGCUUCCGCGGGGCGCGGCCGGCUCGGCGGACGGGCCAAGGCAGCACCUCAGCGGGUGGCGGAUCCGCUGGACGAAUCGGACGAGGAGGAGGAGUUUUACGGACCCCCAGGCCUGUCUCCUUCUGAUCAGGAGGCUGGGCCAUCUUUGGUGUUUAAAGGUGGUGAGCUUGAGGACAUGAGAGCCAGCGUGGGACUGACGCGCCGAGCUUUAGAGGCUGCGAAAGCGUGCGCGGCACAGUGGGUGACGUUCGUCUUGGUUCGGAGCAAGCUAUCUCUGGUGUGUUCGCGAGCACCCCGAGUUUUUCCCAGUGACCUGUGGUCUAGUCAUCGCAUGGGUCUCGGAGAGCCGCUGACCAAGGUUCAGUUCAAAGCCUUGAGCUCUUUGCGACGAGGAGUUGAGGACUGGAACCGCUCUGGACCUUUCGGACCCGAGGAGCUUGGGCGCGGCGCGCCGAAGUUUGAGAGUCUGUACGACAUGCUCCAUGCCUGUCAGGAGGAGUACAGUAAGCUGCCUGCAGGAGCUGCUUUGGAGGAGGCUGCUUUCAGCUUCAGUGCCCCAUGUCAUGCGCUUCCCGUAGAGCCUGACCGACUGAACUUCGUCGGUCGUCCAAGCUUCGACCCUCGUCCGUAUCUUGAUACCGCCAACCGACGAACCUACGAGGACCCUAUCCGAUUUGCUGAGCCCCUAACUGAGGAGGUUCAGCUCCCUCAUGUCGCCGUCCGGGCGAGCAAGGAUCAGGUGAGGCGGCUUCUGGAGCUCCUUGAUUCCUCAGGCCGGCUGGCUCUUUUCACUAAGGGCGAUGUAAGGCCUGGUGUCAGGAGCGGACUGUUCUCGGUGCCAAAAGACGGCAAGCGGGAUAGGUUUGUGCUUGACGCACGUCCUCCAAACGCCCUUGAGUGCAGCGAGUCUAGGUGGAUUAGGUCUUUGGGCACCCUUGAGCAAAUCCAGUUCAUGCAUCUUCCGGAGGAUUGCAAUCGUGAGAUUCACGCCGAAGAUCUUAAAGAAUUUUAUCACAGCUUCAUUGUCUCGUCCAUUCGAAGUGCACGAAAUUCUUUAGCGCUGGAGCUCUCUUCUGAAGAUGUAGCGCAUCUGUCGGUCUGUUCCAAGGCGAUGAGGAAUCAAAUCAUAAUCCCAGCCUUGGGAACCAUGGCAAUGGGCGACACGAACGCCGUCGCUUACGGCCAAACAUCCCAUCUUUCGGUGCUAUACUUCCCUGCGUCUCUCCGACUUCCUGUCUUUGCAAGGAUCAUGCGGGAAGUAGUCGAUGGCUACCGAGCUAGCGGGCUCCCUCGCCAUGAAGGCAAAUCGGUCUCUCGGGCCAGUGUCGGUGAUUUCUGGGGUGGCCAGCUCGACGGGAAAACAGGUCUCCUGCGGCCGAGUCCUAAACGGGUCAGUGGGCUUGCUGCCUUCCUCCUUGAGGUUGUCCGCGGUGGAGUGACGUCAGUUGGCAUGCUAGAGGUGAUCACCGGUAGCCUUGUCUCAAGUUUGCAGCUGCGAAGGAGGCUUCUCUCACUGCUUGACGAGGUUUAUGCGGCGCAGCAGCAUCGUCCUCGCAACGCGUUCCUUCGCGUGCGGGGGGACCUUUGCAACGAACUCUUGGCGGCUACAGUGCUCCUCUGCCAGGUCGACGUCGACAUCCGAGCUCCCGGUGCUGCGUUGGUGCUAACUACUGACGCUUCGUCUACCGCCGAGGCCGGAGCCGUGGCCGAGAUCCCAGCUGAGCUUUCGGUUGAGCUUAGUCGGCAUAGCUUGCAACGUGGACUGUGGAGCAGACUGCUCAGUCCAGCGCAGGCUUUCUUGCAGGAGAGAGGAGAUCUUGAGGAAGGACAAGCUCUUCCUGGAGAUUCUUACACCUCUCACCCUUUGUGGGAGGAAGUCUGUUGCUCCUUGCAGUUUCGGCAGUUUGGGAAGAUUGUCAAGGUCGCCAAGCGGCGGCAUAUCAAUGUAGGCGAGGUGCGAGCCGCCAUUCGAGGCGAAGAGGGUAUCGGUAGACGCUAUCCCGGCUCCCGUUACGUUCACCUCCAAGACAGUCAGGUCAGCCUUGCGACCUUCGUCAAGGGGCGAUCGUCAUCGAGGGCCAUCAACUUUGAGCUCCGCACAGAGAAACUUUCAGCUUCCCAGCGUGCCGAAGCUCUCUCGCUGGGCUUUGUUCUUCCUCCUGCAGGAGGCUCCGAGGAGUUGACUAAGGUUUGCGAUUGUCCGGCUCCGAUUCCCCGAGCUGUGCGACCUCCCGGAGGCAAGGUUUCUACUACAGGAAAGCGCCAUGCCAAGCAGACCCAUUGCCCCUUGCGCAUCGAUCCCUUUCAUUUCAGCGUUGGCUCCCCUGGUGUUGAGCCUGCCUUCACUUCGAGCCGUUCUCAGCCAUGUGCUUCUGAUCGGGCCAGCCCUUUGCCCAGCACCGUCUUCCAGUCUCUCAGAGCCAUGCCUCCUGGGAGGUUUGUCUACUCCUCUGCUUUCCCUGAUUUGGACUCCGCUUUGAGCUCGGGUUCGGGGUGGCUUGACCUUUUUUCAGGGGUGAGGGGUUUCGCCAAGGCUUUAGCUGCCGCCGCGCCAUGUUGGAUACUUUGUCUGGAUGUCAGCCAUGGAGAAGAUGAGGACCUUUUGGAUCCAGAUCUGCAAGGGUCCAUCUUCGAGCUGCUUCGAGACGGAGCAUUCGCUGGCGUCAGCGCUGCUCCGGUCUGCGCCUCCUUUUCGAGUGCUAUUGUCCCUACAUGGAGGAGUCGCGAUUAUCCCCAGGGGAAACCGGGGUUGAGGCUCGAUCAAGCCGAGAAAGUCAUCAAGGGCAAUCUCUUCCUGGAGUUUCUUCUCGAAGUCAUCGUCGUAUGUGAAGAAGUCGGCGCUAUCUACUGGAUCGAGAAUCCAUCUAGCAGUUGGUUCUGGCGCCAGCCUGCGUGGAGCUCGGUGCUUGCUCGACUAAUGGGCAGCUGCGCGGCAAACGACUUCUUUGUCCUCGCGCUCAUGUUCAUCGCGUCCUUCGAGGUCGCGACCCCGACAGUGGUGUCUCCUGGACAAAACUUGCUGAGCCGUAUCCCAAGGGUCUUUGCAACAUGCUCGCAGCUGCAUGUACAUCUGAUGUCGGCUGGCUCGGCGAACACCGUGAUCUCGAUCUUAGCCGAUGUGCUAAAUGUUCUGGCGCUCGGAUCGGCGAAGCUUCGAAUCCAGGACCACGGAGGCCUAGGAAUCAUCGCGCCUCUCAGCGCCUGGAGGAGUCCCGAGCUUCUGGUCGAGCUGCUCAAAGGGUACGGUCAGUUUCUCUAUGACCAUGGGGCUUCUUCGCAAGAGUUUCGUCAGCUGCUGGCUCACGCACAACACGUCUUCCCCCGCGUACGAUGCUGCCGAAUAGGCGAGGUCCUAUCCGCUUUCAGAGGCGACCUCCUUACUCCGAGCGACCUUCUUCGAGAUGAUCGGCGUUUUUACAUCGUCUUCCGA